CAGAUCUAUUUUAUUUCCAUUUUUCCUAAAUAAGUUAAUGUUAGUUAUGGAUGUGAUGAAAAGUGAUGGCAGAGUAUUAUCCCUUCAGAGCCAUGUUGUUUCAGGCUAUGUGGGGAACAAGAGUGCAACAUUUCCUUUACAGGUUCUGGGUCUUGAAGUUGAUGCCAUAAACUCAGUACAGUUUUCUAACCACACUGGAUAUGCCCACUUCAAAGGACAAGUCAUGAAUGCUCAAGAGCUUGAUGAGCUGCUGGAAGGGCUCCACCUGAAUGGUCUGAGUGUGGGUAAAUAUAGUCAUUUGCUGACAGGUUAUAUUGGAUCCGAGUCAUUCCUGAAAGCGGUUGGAAAAUCUGUGCAGGUUCUCAAGCAAGAUAACCCAGGAAUGACUUAUGUUUGUGAUCCCGUGAUGGGGGAUAACGGUGCCAUGUACGUUCCUGCUGAGCUUCUGCCCAUCUACCGAGAGACGAUUGUGCCUCUGGCAGAUAUUAUCACGCCCAACCAAUAUGAGGCUGAACUGCUGAGUGAGAAGAAGAUAGAGACCGAGGCUGACGUGGCAGCAGUGCUGGACUGGUUCCACGACAAGGGCGUCAAGACGGUCGUGCUCUCCAGCACAGAUCUGGGCAACGCUGAGCAGCUUAUUGGCAUUGCCUCCACCAAAGAGGAUGAGGGAAGCUGCACUCGCCUACGCAUCGCCAUGCCACGUUUGCCAGUGAACUUUACAGGCACAGGAGACUUGUUUGCGGCACUCCUGCUGGGGUGGCUCUUCCGUUCUGGUCAUGACCUAAAGAUGUCAGUGGAGAACACAGUGGCGACCAUGCAGAGCAUCCUAACAGCGACGUACGCACACGCUGUCGCCACCUCCAGCGACGCAGCAGGCGACAAAAAGUUAACGCCCGCCAGCCUGGAACUUCGUCUCGUGCAGAGCCUCGACUGCAUCAGAGAGCCUCGAGUUGUGAUAAAGGCCACUCGGAUAUAAUGGAGCGGACGGUAUUAUUGUUUGUUGCAUUGACACUCAGGCAUACCCUGGGGUUGGUUUGGGAGACGGACUAGAGAGAGUAUCCCAGGGUCGUUCGUGGAAUGGAUAUUAGCAGUUCCCAUUUCCAAGAUCGAGGCAGGAUUGUGGAUAUUGAGUGAUUUUUUUUCGAUGUCGCGAGAGCGACUGUCUAAUUUACACGGUCAAUUGCUCGUGUUCUAUCACCGCCUGUUGUUAACUCUGUAGGAGAAAACGCGUGAAAAUGGUUGUGUUUGAAUUACGGGCUGUGUCAAUUACCACUAGCAUGACAUUCAGAUCUCAAAGAGCCAGUGAAACCGAUAGCAUCUUAGUCUGCUUUUCCUAGUAGUUAAAUGGUCAUACGUGAUUAUGAGUUAGCAUUGAUUGAUUAUGUGUAUAUAUAGAUCAUGGUACUCAGGUCUUCCAUAGAUUCCAUAGACUUAUAUAUGUAAGAAAUUAUUUUAUCUGUUGGUAGUAGCGAGUUUGGUGACUGCGUGGUCAGAAUCCUAUUAGGUUCGUUUGUUAUGUUUUUUUUAUGCUUACAAUUGAGAAUCUUUGCAAGGUCCUUGCCUGCUAGCUGCUAUAAGAUUUAUUAACUCAACUGUUCAGUUUUUCACCGUACAAUUACAAAUUUCUUUGAAUGUAAUCAAGCAAACAUUCAUUUAUUAUAUCAACUUUUGAAGCAUCAUUCGGUGUUGCUUUAUUUCUUUAAAGCAAUUCAAAUUAAAUUUUUAAACGUCACCAGUCGCUCGAAAAUUAGUUACUGGACUUAGCUGGCUUAUUUGUUUUAUAAUUUACAUUUCAGUGCCAAAAUGAAUUGAAUACAAGGGU
This is a messenger RNA of Hyalella azteca, 1822 nucleotides long. RefSeq names its product pyridoxal kinase. Gene Ontology annotation, biological process: pyridoxal 5'-phosphate salvage. NCBI's taxonomy places the organism in Eukaryota, Metazoa, Arthropoda, Malacostraca, Amphipoda, Hyalellidae. The transcript has 7 exons. The record is from RefSeq and is a predicted model, not a curated record. Gene Ontology annotation, cellular component: cytosol. Bases 38 to 976 code for a protein of 312 amino acids. Gene Ontology annotation, molecular function: pyridoxal kinase activity.